Molecule: messenger RNA, 2048 nt
Organism: Athene cunicularia (burrowing owl)
Lineage: Eukaryota; Metazoa; Chordata; Aves; Strigiformes; Strigidae
Gene: SNU13
Product: small nuclear ribonucleoprotein 13
Exons: 3
Coding region: 1-423 (140 amino acids)
Biological process (GO): ribosome biogenesis; maturation of SSU-rRNA; mRNA splicing, via spliceosome
Cellular component (GO): nucleolus; box C/D methylation guide snoRNP complex; small-subunit processome
Molecular function (GO): RNA binding
Source: RefSeq, a predicted model, not a curated record
AUGACUCCAGCACUCAAUAUAUGUGAACACGAUGCCUACAGUGAGGCAGAAGUGAAUCCCAAAGCUUACCCCCUGGCUGAUGCACAGCUCACCAAAACGCUAUUGGAUCUUGUGCAGCAAUCCUGCAACUAUAAGCAGCUACGCAAGGGAGCCAAUGAAGCCACCAAAACACUGAACCGAGGGAUAGCAGAGUUCAUUGUGAUGGCAGCAGAUGCGGAGCCCUUGGAGAUCAUCCUGCACCUCCCUCUUCUCUGCGAAGACAAGAAUGUACCGUAUGUGUUUGUGCGCUCCAAGCAAGCCCUGGGCCGGGCUUGUGGUGUUUCCCGGCCUGUCAUCGCCUGCUCCAUCACCAUCAAGGAGGGAUCACAGCUAAAGCCUCAGAUCCAGUCUGUCCAGCAAGCUAUAGAAAGACUGUUGGUCUAAAUGCCCAUGAGUUUCAGUGUGUGUGGAAUAGGAAAGUUGAAGUCGGGAGAGUUAAUAUCUAGUUUCAGUUGAGAUUAUAGUUUUUAUAUCAGUGUUUCAUUUCAAAACGCCACAUUUUUGUUUAAUAAUGGCUUAAUUCUUGGUGUUUCUGCCUCUCCUCCUCCUUCUUUUCUAUUAUUCCACUCCCAACACAUUCAUUCUCACUGUAUUACUUCUUGAAAUGUGAUUGUACAACUGUAUUUCUUGUUUGAGGCUUAAAAGAAAGAAAAAAACAUCCCCCCCUUAUUUCCAUAUUUGCCUGCUCAGGCUUUUUUUAACCCACUCAGGAGCUUCCUCUGCAUUGUAGUACUUCUGCUGAGCUUCAGCCUCUAACAGGUGUUUAUGAAUGGUUUAGUCUACUGACAACAAGGCGUGUCAUUUCUCCACACAGUGUGUGCAUGCUGAUUGCUGGAGUUACUGCUUUAAGUGAUGAAGCAGCGUAGACCAUGCAUAAGGCAGGCAACAGCCACUGUGUGGAAGUGAAGAUCAGUACAUACAGCACAACGCUUUCCUUGAAACCAAACAAGACUAAGAGGUGUACAGGGAGCACAAAUCUUACGGUAGUGCACAAGGGGAAAUCUCUUAUCUCUCUUACUUUUAAAUACUGACUUUGUAAGAAAAAUAAAAUUGCUGACAAAGCUAAACAUAAUUGUCAUUCCCUUGGGGAAGCAUUUGCAACUAACAGAAGUGUUCCUACUUGCAAAGCUAAACUGCUCAGAGAUUGCCUAAAGGCUAUGGCAGUGUAGUAAGCAGUUCAUACUCCUGUGUUCUUUGUGUGGACUAUUAAUGAGCUUGGGCUUCCUGUGGUAUUUAAGUCCAAAACAGGGUAGAGAACAGCCUGCUGUGGCUGACAAGUACCCUACAUAUCUCAUGCUUUUAGGGAAGCUGCUGUACUGUAGUCAUCUGAUUGAAGAUGAACUCUACGUCAUAGCCAAGACAACAGAGAGCAAGUAAUUUUUUCAUAUAAAUCAACCUGUGUCUCAAGAAGAGAAUGCUAGAUGAUCUCAUGUUCUGGAAAAGUGUGAUGCACCACCAGCAUUCUGGAUUAGUGAUGGUUUUGUGGAGCUAGCUUUAGUUAAAUGCAUAUUCUUUAACAACUCCACUUACUGCUCUGAGCAGAAGAGUCUAAACCACUGUAUUGGAAUGAGGCAUGUCAAACCUGUCUUAUGUUGCAGGAUGCCAAAGCAAAGCUACUGUGGAAAGACCAACAGGUACAAUACCAGAAGGGAAAAUAAGUUCUGUAAUGUUUUCACAUAGGCACUAACUUCAUACAUUUAUUAAGUACAUCCCAAGCAGAUGAAAUCAGUUCAUGAAAGACUGAAGACAAAUUACAUCUGUAUAUUUUUGUAAAUGGCUGAUAACAGUAGUAUCCUUGCUGAGGUGAACUUAAUACAAAAACUUGAGUCAUUUGCAUGAGGUUUAGAAAGGCUGCUGUUCCCUUCUAAUGAUGCUGACUGUUGAGCUAGUUGUGUUUAAAACCACAACUUUGUAAAAGAUUUGCCCUGUUCCAUGCCAAGACAGCUAAUGUAAGACAAAGCACAUAAGGAGCAGAAAUAAAGGAUUCUUGAGCAAGCAAAACUGUCUAA